Messenger RNA from Penicillium longicatenatum, 597 nucleotides. RefSeq lists its product as uncharacterized. Lineage: Eukaryota; Fungi; Ascomycota; Eurotiomycetes; Eurotiales; Aspergillaceae. Bases 1 to 597 code for a protein of 198 amino acids. The transcript is spliced from 2 exons. The record is from RefSeq and is a predicted model, not a curated record.
AUGGUUGACUUUGACAAAGUGGGAACGACCGUCACGUCACCGGUCAAGCUUGCCCACGUGGUGCUGCGAACCAAGCCAGAAAACUUCGUGCAAAUGACCUCUUUCUACAAGACAUUCCUAGGUGGUCAUGCAUCUCAUGAAAACGAUUUUCUCUCAUUCAUUACCUAUGAUGACGAACACCAUCGGAUUGCCAUUGCUGCUAUUCCGGGGUUAGGAGAUCAUGACGCAAGAACCUGCGGGUUGGAGCACAUUGCGUUCACAUUUGCCAAAUUGGAGGACCUCCUUCUGGCCUACCGUCAGCGGCAGGCACAAGGCAUUAAGCCGGUCUGGGCAGUGAACCAUGGGAUCACCAUCAGUAUAUAUUAUCGCGAUCCCGAUGGUAAUCAAAUCGAAACGCAAGUUGACGGCUUCAAUACUGUGGAAGAGGCCAACGAAUAUAUGAAGAAGAAAGAAUUUAGCGAGAAUCCCAUUGGUGUGGACUUUGAUCCGGAUGAAUAUAUCCAGAAACUGAAGGAUGGGGCAUCACCAAAUGAGCUACUGGUGAGACCUGAUAUCGGUCCCAGAGGCUUAGAUACUGUCCCUAUCAUGCAGAUUUAA